AUUUAACUCCACACACCGCACCUACUAUAUUUCAAUAAAUCUCCUCUCCUUAAUCUCCAAUCGACCACGCCUUCGCACACACAGGCGGCGUUCGCUGAAUCCAGGAGGAGAAAACGCAAUCGGCGUGCGCGCGGUUUUGAUUUUCUGUGAAUAGAAUUUGUGUGAAGAAUUUUGGUUGAUAAUGGCGGCGGUUAAGGAGAACGGUUUCCACUCGAACGGUUUCUGCGUGCAGAGCAAGGAUCCGUUGAAUUGGGGACAGGCGGCGGAGUCGCUCAAGGGGAGUCAUCUCGAGCAGGUGAAGCGUAUGGUGGAGGAGUUUCGUAAGCCGGCGGUGAAGCUCGGCGGAGAAACGCUCACUAUAUCUCAGGUCGCCGCGAUCGCUGCUAGAGAUAACGCCGUCGCCGUUGAACUCGCGGAGUCGGCGCGCGCCGGCGUCAAGGCGAGCAGCGAUUGGGUGAUGGAGAGCAUGAAUAAAGGAACCGACAGCUAUGGCGUCACUACCGGCUUCGGCGCCACCUCACACCGCCGGACCAAACAAGGCGGCGCUCUGCAGAAGGAGCUCAUUAGGUUUUUGAACGCCGGAAUCUUUGGGCACGGAACAGAUCCGUGCCACACGCUGCCGCACUCCGCCACCAGGGCGGCGAUGCUCGUACGGAUCAACACCCUCCUCCAGGGGUACUCCGGCAUCCGGUUCGAGAUCCUCGAAGCCAUUACCAGCUUCCUCAACCACAACGUCACCCCAUGCUUGCCCCUCCGCGGCACCAUCACCGCCUCCGGCGACCUCGUGCCGUUGUCGUACAUCGCCGGCCUAUUGACCGGCCGUCCCAAUUCCAGGGCGGUUGGUCCCGACGGCAGCCUCCUCGACGCCGAGGAAGCCUUCAAACUCGCCGGCGUAACCAGUGGAUUCUUCGAGCUCCAGCCAAAGGAAGGCCUCGCCCUUGUCAACGGCACCGCUGUCGGCUCCGGAUUGGCGUCCAUCGCGCUCUACGAUGCCAACAUUCUCGCCGUCCUCUCGGAAGUUAUGUCGGCGAUCUUUGCCGAGGUCAUGAACGGGAAGCCCGAGUUCACCGAUCACUUGACGCAUAAGCUCAAGCACCACCCGGGCCAGAUCGAGGCCGCCGCGAUCAUGGAGCACAUACUCGACGGCAGCGCCUAUGUCAAGGCGGCACAGAAAUUGCACGAGACUGACCCUUUGCAGAAGCCGAAACAGGACCGAUAUGCCCUGCGGACUUCGCCGCAAUGGCUAGGUCCUCAGAUCGAAGUCAUCCGGACGGCGACGAAAAUGAUCGAGCGGGAGAUCAACUCCGUCAACGACAACCCGUUGAUCGACGUCUCCCGGAACAAAGCCUUGCACGGCGGCAACUUCCAAGGGACGCCGAUCGGCGUGUCGAUGGACAAUGCUCGAUUGGCCAUCGCCUCCAUCGGGAAGCUUAUGUUCGCCCAAUUUUCCGAACUCGUGAACGACUUCUACAACAACGGCCUGCCGUCGAACCUCUCCGGCGGCCGCAACCCGAGCCUUGACUACGGCUUCAAGGGUGCCGAGAUCGCCAUGGCCGCCUACUGCUCGGAGCUCCAAUUCUUGGCGAAUCCCGUCACCAACCACGUUCAAAGUGCUGAGCAACACAACCAAGACGUGAACUCGCUAGGCCUAAUCUCGUCGCGGAAGACCGUCGAGGCGUUGGACAUUCUGAAGCUCAUGUCCGCAACGUUCCUUGUCGCACUCUGCCAGGCGAUUGAUCUCCGGCACAUUGAGGAGAACCUCCGGCAAGCCGUGAAGAACGCCGUCGGCGUCGUCGCGAAGCGGACGCUGACCACCGGCGCCAACGGUGAGCUCCACCCGUCGCGGUUCUGCGAGAAGGACCUCCUCUCGGUGGUCGACCGGGAAUACGUAUUCGCCUACGCCGACGACCCAUGCAGCGCCGCGUACCCGCUCAUGCAGAAGCUCCGGCAGGUCCUCGUCGACCACGCCCUGAAGAACGGCGACGGCGAGAAGAACCACGGCACGUCGAUCUUCCAGAAGAUCGAAACGUUUGAGGACGAGCUGAAGGCGAUUCUUCCGAAGGAAAUUGAGAAUGCUCGGGCGGCGGUGGAAGCCGGAGCUCCGGCCAUCGGAAAUAAGAUCAAGGAAUGCAGGUCAUAUCCUCUGUAUAGGUUCAUAAGGGAGGAGCUGGCGGCGGAGUUUCUGACGGGGGAGAAGGCGGCGUCGCCGGGGGAGGAGUGCGAGAAGGUGUUCGCCGCCUUGAGCGGCGGCGGAAUUGUGGAUCCGUUGAUGGAGUGCCUCAGGGGAUGGGACGGAGCGCCGCUGCCAAUCUGUUAGUUCGUUAUUUGGGGGAUUUGGGGUUUUUUUUUUUUUUUUUGGUAAAAUUUUUAAUUUUAUUUAUGGUUUUUUUUUUUUUUUUUGUAUUGUGGUGUAGGAAAAUUGUGACUGUGUGUGUGUGGUGGGGGAUUUGUUGUUGUUAUAAUAAAUGGUGUAUAAAUAAAAAUUACUAUUGUUAUUGACUUGUUGGUGGUGGUGUUGUUGCGUCACUUUUGUUGCUAUUUAUUGUGAAUUUAUUUGUCGUUUUCUGUUGUGGAAAAUUUUGUUUGUAAUUGUGUUGAUGAUGCUAUAGUUUUGCGGCAAGUGACAGUUCUUAGAUGUAUUUGGGUCUACUGAUGUCGCAGGCUUUUUAAUGUUGUUA
Molecule: messenger RNA, 2678 nt
Organism: Andrographis paniculata
Lineage: Eukaryota; Viridiplantae; Streptophyta; Magnoliopsida; Lamiales; Acanthaceae
Product: phenylalanine ammonia-lyase
Exons: 2
Coding region: 182-2317 (711 amino acids)
Biological process (GO): L-phenylalanine catabolic process
Cellular component (GO): cytoplasm
Molecular function (GO): ammonia-lyase activity
Source: RefSeq, a predicted model, not a curated record